CAGGCCACUUCCAGAGAGUUCCACCCUCCCUUCCUUGAGACUGGUCUGUCAGUAAACCUCAACUCCUAACUUGCCAGCAUUUUAUUUGAAACGCCAAACCAUUUAAAUCAAAACUAAGUACAAUUUUGGUAGUUUUUUUCUUAGUUUUUUUUUUUUGCCUUAGCAGUGUUUAACAUCAUUCCAUUUGAGUGCAUGUUUUUUUUUCUUUUUCCUCUUUGGAAGGACUCAAUCAUCUGGUGUGUUCUGUGAUCUGUAAGAAUAGCAUCUCUCUCUUCCACCGGCCAUCAUCACAAGGACCUGAGACGUUCUGUGUAACACCGUUUUGGAGGCAAUAGUUAACCAUGACUUUAAACGUGCCGGGUCUGGUGGUGAUGGCAGCCUUCUACCUGCUGAUCCUGGGAACAGGCAUUUGGGCUUCCAUGCGUUCCAGGAAGGAGGAGAAAAAAUGCAAAGGAGAUGGAAUGGAGAUCACACUACUUGCUGGACGGAACAUCAACUUGCUCGUGGGCGUCUUCACCCUGACAGCCACAUGGGUAGGAGGAGGUUUUAUCUUGGGUAUAGCGGAAGCCACAUACAAUCCAACAUUGGGAGCAGUGUGGGCUCUCAUGCCAGUGCCUUAUGUUGUCACAUUUUUCUUGGGUGGCUUUUUCUUUGCAAAACCCAUGAGAGAGAACAAGUAUGUGACAAUGAUGGAUCCUUUCCAGAAGAAGUAUGGGAACUUUGUGAGCAAUGCUCUGAUCCUCCCUGCACUGGUCGCUGAUGUUCUGUGGGUGGCACGCACACUUGUCAGCCUGGGUGGAACUAUGAGUGUGAUCCUUGACCUUUCUUACGGCUACUCCAUUGUCAUCUCUGCCGUCGUUGCCAUUGCCUACACGCUCCUGGGAGGGCUUUACUCUGUGGCUUACACAGAUGUGAUCCAGCUCAUUCUCAUCUUUAUCAGCCUGUGGGUGUGCGUCCCUUUCCUGUUGACCAACCCUCACUCUGUGGACAUCUCGCUGACGGCCUACAACCAGACCUUCCAGGCUCCCUGGGUUGGCACGGUGGAGCUUGAUCGAGCCGGCAAGUGGUUUGACGACUUCAUGUUGCUGGCUCUCGGCGGUCUAGCCUACCAAGCGUUCUACCAGAGGAUCCUGUCGGCCUCAUCUUACACCCAGGCUCAAAUGACCUGCUUUGCCUCUGCUGCCUUCUGCCUGGUGCUGGGUAUCCCCUCAGUGCUGGUGGGAGCUGUGGCUGCAUCGACUGAUUGGAACUCGACGAUCUAUGGACUGCCAACUCCAUAUGACCGUGGCGAAGCAGGUUCCAUCCUCCCCAUCUCCCUGCAAUACCUCACGCCCAUGUACGUGUCUAUCAUCGGGAUCGGAGCUGUAGCCGCCGCUGUCAUGUCCUCCAUGGACUCAGCCCUGCUGUCCUCUGCGUCACUAUUCUCCUCCAAUAUCUACAAGAACAUCAUCCGGAAGCAGGCAUCGGACCGCGAGAUGCAGUGGGUGAUCCGGAUCUCGGUGGUGGUUGUCGGUCUGGCUGGCACUGGCCUCACCUUCUUGGACAGCAGUGUGCUCGUCUUCUGGCUGGUGGGCGUAGACAUGUCCUACACCAUCAUGUUCCCUCAGCUGGUUUGCGUGCUCUUCUUCAAGGCGUCAAAUGCUUACGGGGCCAUCGUGGGCUUCCUUAUGGGAAUCAUCUUGAGAAUCCUGAGCGGCGAGCCCCUCAUCGGCCUGCCGCCCAUCCUCCGCUUCCCCAACUGCCGGCUGGAUGCUGAAGGCAAGCUUACUCAGUUCUUCCCCUUUCGUACUACGAUCAUGCUCGUCUCGCUGCUCACCAUCAUGGUCGUGUCUUGGCUGAUGAUAUUGGUUUUUGACAACGAUCUUUUGCCGGAAAAGUGGGAUGUGUACAAGGCCAAACGCAAGCAAAGCAAGCCUGUAGAAGAGAAGCCCACCGAAGACAACGAAGAACUUGCCGUAUCCAAGCAGCUACUGGACACCACCAGCUGCUGAAGGGCCUUUAAGGCAAAGAAAUGGGCCGUGACGGGAGGCAGACAAGCUUGUCUGCUCGACGGGGUUUGCCGAUGGCCAUUAAGCAGCUGAGGUUUAACAGUGUUAAUGGAAUCUGGACAGAAUCUGUGAUUUUGUAUCACAUACUGAACAGCCUAAAAUUGGAAACCCCUAGCACCCGUCUUUAAUAUCAGCUUCCUUCUACAAUCAAACAGUACGAAAUCUCAACUUAGCUUGUGUAUGAUAGUUACCCAUUAACCAGUGUAGCAUAUAAUGUUAUUCAUUAAAAAAAUCCAAUUACCGAGCCUUGUCAGCUAAUCACACAUCUCUACAAUGGACAGAAGGAGCACAGCCUUUAAAAAGCAUUUCCAUUUGGAAAAGAAAGAAGUAUGGAGUUUAUUAAUGGUUUUGUUUCGUUGAUUUGUGUUAUGUACAGAUUUAUAAAAUGAUAUUUUAUCACGCUAGCAAAAGUAUAUUAUUUGUUUUUGGAUGCAAAUGUGGUCCCUUGACUAAAACGCGCAUGCAACACUUUUUGGCUCUCUGCACAAAUGUUCAGUCCAACUGGAGAAAGUAGUUAGCAAGUCCUUUAUGGCUGAUGUGUUGCAAUUCGACAGGCUUGUGCAAAUUGUUUUACUUGCAACAUACAGUCCAAAUUGUCACUUUAGAAACAACGGCAAAAGGCCAUCAUUUUUUAAUUACUCCCAUUCAGCACAGUUAACUUGUGGUAUUGAUUACACUUGUAUUUGCGUCAACGCCCCUAACCAGUUCAUGUAUGUUUGCAUGAUUGCACAUCUUGUGAGCACCUUUAGCAAUGUUUCAAUGUGUUGCAUUGUAGCCAUGCCCGUAUAAAACAGAAAGGUACACUGAUUUGAAAAUAAACUCAACUGUCAACUGUUGUU
Messenger RNA from Syngnathus typhle (broad-nosed pipefish), 2887 nucleotides. RefSeq names its product high affinity choline transporter 1-like. Gene Ontology annotation, cellular component: plasma membrane. The coding region runs from base 342 to 1991 and encodes 549 amino acids. NCBI's taxonomy places the organism in Eukaryota, Metazoa, Chordata, Actinopteri, Syngnathiformes, Syngnathidae. Gene Ontology annotation, molecular function: choline:sodium symporter activity. The record is from RefSeq and is a predicted model, not a curated record. Gene Ontology annotation, biological process: acetylcholine biosynthetic process; choline transport; transmembrane transport. The transcript has 9 exons.